Molecule: messenger RNA, 1374 nt
Organism: Acanthosepion pharaonis
Lineage: Eukaryota; Metazoa; Mollusca; Cephalopoda; Sepiida; Sepiidae
Source: the annotation of a GenBank genome assembly
AUGCAUCAUUUGUGUGGGGAUCCUCUCUCUCUCUCUCUCACCCUCUCUCUCUCACCCUCUCUCUCUCACCCUCUCUCUCUCUCUCUCGCUCUCUCUCUCUCUGUAUGGAUUCCCUUUUUGAAUUUCUUUCUCAUUAACUUUUUCAUUCUUUCUCUUCUUUUUCUCUUCCAUCAUUUGUUUUCUAUUUUUCUGCUUUCUUCCUCUUUCUCUCUUUUUCUAUCUUUCAAUAUAUUCUUUCUUUCUCUUCUUUUAUACUUUCGUUUCUUUUCUUUUUCUUUCUUUUUCUUUUGUGUCUUAUUUUCCCGCUCUUUCUUCCUCUCUCUUUUUUAUCCUACUCUCCCUUUCUUUCUCUUCAACGUUUGUUCUUCCUUUUGCGUUUUCAUUCUUUUUUUUUACCUUUCCUUUUCUGCCUCGCGUCUUUUCUUUCUUACCCUUCGUCCUUUUUAUUCCAGUUUGUCUUAUAUUAUUUCUCUUCAUCAAAUUCUCCAGUUUUUCUUUCUUUAUUUGCUUCCUGCUUUUUUCCAUUUUUUUAAGUUUCUAAUUCAUCUUCAUACAUUUUUUUUCAGCUUUCUCCCUCUUUCUCUUUUUUAUAUUUCCAUAUAUUCUUUGUUUCUCUUCUACUUUCCUUUCUUUUUUGAUCUUAUAUUCCCUCUCCUCUUUCUCCUUUCUACCUCGCGUUUUUUUCUUCUUUUCUUUCUUUCUUUCUUUCUUUCUUUAUUUAUUUAUUUAUUUCUUCUUUUCUUUCUUUCUUUCCUUUCUUGCUUUUCUUUUCCUUCCUUCUUUCUUUCUCUCUUUUCUUUUCUUUCUUUCUUUUCUUUUCUUUCUUUCUUUCUUUUCUUUUCUUUCUUUCUUUUCUUUUCUUUCUUUCUUUCUUUCUUUCUUCCUUUUUUCUUUUCUUUCUUUCUUUCUUUUCUUUUCUUUCUUCUUUUCUUUCUUUCUUUCUUUUCUUUCUUUCUUUCUUUCUUUCUUUUCUUUUCUUUCUUCUUUUCUUUCUUUCUUUCUUUCUUUCUUUCUUUCUUUCCUUUCUUGCUUUUCUUUUCCUUCCUUCUUUCUUUCUUUUCUUUCUUCCUUUCUUUCUUUCUUUCUUUCUUUCUUUUCUUUUCUUUCUUUCUUUCUUUCUUUUUCUUUUCUUUCUUUCUUUCUUCUUUCUUUUCUUUUCCUUCUUUCUUUCUUUCUUUCUUUUCUUUUCCUUCUUUCUUUCUUUCUUUCUUUCUUUCUUUCUUUCUUUCUUUUUAUACCAGUUACUUAUUUGUCUUCUAUUAUUCCAACCAUAAUCUUACUCAUAUUGGUUAUUGUCUUUGUUUCCUGACAGACGAUACUUUAAUAUUUUUAUCUGGAACAAAACAUGGCAAAACAAGGCACAAAGAAAUUUGA